Messenger RNA from Schistosoma curassoni, 2544 nucleotides. Lineage: Eukaryota; Metazoa; Platyhelminthes; Trematoda; Strigeidida; Schistosomatidae. The record is from the annotation of a GenBank genome assembly.
AACAUUAGUAACUAUGUAAUUAUUGUACUAUUGUGGAUUAAAAUAAAUGAGACUAACACAAUAAAUAAAGAGAUCAGCAUUCAUAAUUUCAUCAAAUAGUGAAUGAGAAAUUACAAUCAAUAUUAAUUACUUACAUUGAUAAAUUUCAAAUAUUAAUGGAUUCUGAAAAUCGUGUCAUUUUAAAUGUUGGCGGUAUAAGACAUGAAACAUACAAAGCCACAUUGAAGAAGAUACCUGCUACAAGAUUAUCAAAAUUAACUGAAGCAGUAGCAAAUUAUGAUCCCAUAUUAAAUGAGUACUUUUUUGAUCGUCAUCCAGGUGUUUUCAAUCAAAUAUUGAAUUAUUAUCGUACCGGUAAAUUACAUUAUCCUACAGAUGUAUGCGGACCAUUAUUUGAAGAAGAACUUGAAUUUUGGGGUCUUGAUGCUAAUCAAGUUGAACCAUGUUGUUGGAUGACAUAUACAUCACAUCGUGAAACUCAAGAAACACUUCAAAUAUUAAAUGAUUUAGAUUUAGAUACAGAAAGGAGAACUGACGAAGAAUUAUAUUCAAAAUUUGGUUGGGAUGAUGCAUAUCAAUCUGGUAAAUUAACUUUAUGGCAAAGGUAUAAACCAAAAAUUUGGAUGUUAUUCGAUGAAUGUUAUUCAUCAUUAGGGGCAAAGAUUAUUGCUGUGAUCUCUGUAUUUUUUAUUGUUCUAUCAAUACUUUGUUUUUGUUUAAAAACAUCAUCCAAUCUACGUAUACCAUUAUUAUAUAAUGAUUCAAAUCAAUUAUUAACAAAUUAUGAAACAUCACAUUCAUAUACACCUUAUUCUACACUGUCAUCAUCAUCGCCAUCAUCAUCGUCGUCGUCAUCAUCAUCAUCAUCAUCAUCAUCAUCAUCAAUGUAUUCAGAUAUCUAUACUCAUCAUAAUACACAUUCUAUAUCAUCAUCAUCAUCGUCUCCAUUCAAUCUAGAUCCUUCAUGGACAAUACGUAAACGUAUGAUUAAAUCACAUAUUCUAUUUAGUUAUAUAGAAUGUAUAUCAAAUGGAUGGUUUACAUUUGAAAUUAUAAUACGUUUUAUAGUGACACCAUGUAAAUUAGAAUUUAUUAAAUCCCCUAUUAAUAUAAUUGAUUUAUUAGCUUUAUUAUCAUUUUAUGUCGAUUUAAUUUUAACUAAAAUUAUGUCGAAUGAAGCUAAUUAUGAAGCAUUAGAAUUCUUUUCUAUUAUACGUAUUAUGCGACUAUUUAAAUUAACCCGUCAUAUAGCUGGUUUAAAAAUUCUCAUUCAUACAUUUCGUGCAAGUCUUAAAGAAUUAGUAUUAUUAGUAUUCUUUUUAAUGGUAUUCAUUGUUAUAUUCGCUGCAUUAAUGUAUUAUGCUGAACGAUUUCAAUAUAAUCCACAAAAUGAUUUUGUAUCUAUACCAGUUGGUUUAUGGUGGGCUAUUGUAACAAUGACAACAGUUGGUUAUGGAGAUCAAGUACCAAAAACAUAUUUAGGUAUGAUAGUUGGUGCAAUGUGUGCAAUUACUGGUGUUAUGACUAUCUCUCUUCCAGUUCCUGUUAUUGUAUCAAAUUUUUCACGUUUUUAUACACAUACACAAGCUCAAUCUAAACUUCCAAAACGUAGAAGACGUAUUUUACCAGUUGAAGCAGUUCGACCAAAAACUUUUAGUCAAGUUCCACCACUUAAUUCUUCAGUAAAAUUAAAAAAUAAUUUUAGUGUUAUACCACCUGGAUUAGCACGUAAUUUCAAUUCAUCAAAUGAUUCACCUAUACGAUUAUCAUCAACUGGUGAAAGAAGACAUCAUUUUCCAGAUACAACUUGUAAAAUAACAGAUAAUUCAUCUAAUGAACAAACCAUUCUUAAACCAUUAAUACCAAGACGUGAAGAAAUUCCAUUAUUACCUAGGGACAAUUUAUCACAAUAUCAAGCAUCUAUGAAUUGGCCAAAAUCAUCUACUAUUAAAGAAACAUCAACUGAAUUCAUUUCACAAACAUCAUUAGAAACAAAUUGUUUAUUAAUAAAUAAUGAAGAAAAAGAUCAAGUCGCAUUAAAACAAUCUAAUAAACAUCAAUUAUUUGAUAAUAUAAUUGGUAAUACAAAUAUAGUCAAUCGUAUAGAGGAGGAAAAUAGUUAUAAUAAUACUGGAGAUAUUAAAGAUAAUGUUAAAAAUCAAUAUUUACCAAUAUCUAAUGUUAGUUCCAAUACAUUGAUCGAGAAAAAUUAUAAACUAUCAAAGAAUACUACUAACAAUAAUAUAAGUAGUAAAACGAAUAAUGAUGAAAUUUCCUAUUCAGAAAAUAUUAAAUUAUCAUAUAUAAAUUAUAAAACACCAUGUUUUUCAUUUGAUGAACAUAAUAAUAUAGAAGGAGAGAAUUAUUUACCAUCCGAUAAUAGUUUAAAUCAAUUAGAAGAACUACUGACAUUACGUAAUAGUAAUAAUCAAUAUGAAAUUACACCACCACGUUUAUCAUGUGUAUCUGGGGAUAAAUUAGAAAUGAAAUUUAUUACGGGUUCAAAUGCACCAAUAUAAUUUCUAUUGUAGGGUAUGGAUGUAC